Trifolium pratense (red clover) is the source of this 494-nucleotide messenger RNA. RefSeq lists its product as uncharacterized. The transcript has a single exon. The record is from RefSeq and is a predicted model, not a curated record. Bases 87 to 263 code for a protein of 58 amino acids. Lineage: Eukaryota; Viridiplantae; Streptophyta; Magnoliopsida; Fabales; Fabaceae.
AAUUUACAAAUACUCUCUUAAUCAAAUAAAUUCUAUUAUUAUUAUUAUUUUCUAUUUGGAUUCAAAUUAACCCGACCCGAUAAAAUAUGAUACUGGUGGCGAUUGUUGCGGAGGUGAUGGAGGAAUACACGGCGUUACUUUCAAGGGUGGUGGAACAAGUUUUCCGAUCAGCACCUGUUCCUCGACGGGUUCGUUUACUCAUUAUCCGUAGUCUUCCAUUUGUUUCUUCUCAACCUAGGAGGAUUCAAUUUCAGCCCCAUUAGUUCUCGAUUUUUCCUUUUUUGUCCUUUUGCUUCCAAUUUAGGUUUUGUUUCGUGUGCCAUUGUCCCAUGUUACCCUACCUUGUAAAUUUUGGAGUUUUCUCUUAGCAUAUUUGACUUAUUUUCUCUGAAAUUUUACGAAAUUUUGUCCUCUUUUUAUUUUCUAUAUUUAUUGUGAAUUUGAGCUUUUUGCAUUGUAAAUAUUAUUACUCCAGAUUACUCCUCUGGUUUUCU